This is a messenger RNA of Peromyscus maniculatus bairdii (prairie deer mouse), 4399 nucleotides long. It is a transcript of the gene Lrrc43, whose product is annotated as leucine rich repeat containing 43. NCBI's taxonomy places the organism in Eukaryota, Metazoa, Chordata, Mammalia, Rodentia, Cricetidae. The record is from RefSeq and is a predicted model, not a curated record.
CGAGCCUGCCUCAGGCAGCAUGGCGACCAGAGACUCCAGCGCGAGCGACAGAAAGACCGGGACCUUGAGCACCGCUGUGCACGAGCACCUUCGGAAGCUGUGUCUGCGUGAAUUCCCGUGUGGCACCGGGAGCUGGAAUAAGUCACGCUUUCUUCCUCAAAGAUGGCGAACCUGGAGGGAGUUGGUCCCCAAGGAGGAGGAGACAGUGAGCGCCCAGGAAGAGACUGUGGAGACCCUGCUGGGCUUGGUCCGCAGCACCCACUCUCCCUGGGUUUUGAUGAAGGACUCCAGUGCUGAGGACCGUUUCCUGAGAGAACUGGCCAUCCAGCAUCCACUGAUGAUCAAAGACGCUUUCUUCUAUUCCUAUUUCCGGUCCCUGCGGGUGGUGGACAAGGGGGUGAAUCUGGUGGAUAAAGACCUCUUGAAAUUUCUCAAGCUGGAGGAGUUGAUUCUGAGUGCCAAUGAAAUUGAGGAAAUCGAUGCCAAUAAUCUGCCCCCAACAUUGAAGGUGCUGGAGCUGUACGGCAACCUGAUCAGCAGCAUGGAGUGUCUGUGCUCACCCGCACCCCCGAACCUGCAGCACCUGGGGCUCGGCCACAACAAGCUGCUGGGCCCUUUGCAGAGUCUGUAUGUCACCUCCAACAACUGGCCCAAACUCGUCUCCCUGGACCUGGGCUUCAACGACUUGACCGACCUUCAGAGCAUGAUAGGGGGGCUCCGCACCCUGCAGCACCUGAGGCUGCUAGUGCUGCAGGGGAACCCACUGGCCCUGGUGCCAUACUACCGUGGCUUCACCGUGGACAGCCUGACGCGCCUCUGUGUGCUGGAUGACGUCACCGUGUCCCCCAGCGAGAAGCACCAGUUUCGGGGACUCAGCAUCCACGGUGACAUGUUGGCACGGGAGGCACAGUUUGUGGUGACCAUUGGAAAUGUCAGGGGGGUGAUGGAUACCUCUAUCUUGGACCCGGAGCCGGGACCUGAUGGCCCCUUCAUCAGCUACAGCUAUUAUGUGACCUAUGACUUCGUGGAGGACGAAGAAGGCGAAAGGAACGCCUUCGCCAGCGCCAUGGCCGAGAUGCAGCCUGACAGUGUUCUGGCUGAGAUCGAGCCCUCCUCCAGCACCGUGCAGUUAGAUGAGGAGGGUCACGAGGAGGGCCAGCAGGAGGACCAACCUGAGGUUCUGUUGGCGGGCCGCCCCGCCGGGCCCCAGCGCCCAGCCCGCCAGGGCCCGGUCCGCCAGCCCCGCCCGGGGGGCCGUCAGAAGACUCGCCAAGAGUCUCCCAAGGACAUGUCCCAGGAGAUGUCUGAGUUUAUAGCUGAGAUGAAUCUGAUGGCCGAGGACUCCGGAGAGUCUGGGAUAACGGAUAUGGAGGAGUCGGAGACGACCAUUUCCAUCCGCUCUGCCCCGCUGCCGCAGUCCAUUGACUCUUCCGAAGAACUGUCAAAGCUGCGGCCACGCAUAGAUGCGCGGCUCUGUCCGUCCCCAGGGACAGUCCUCUUCAGCACCGUCCGAAAGCCCUGGACCGACGUCAUUCCUUGCAACUAUGAGAUGAAGCAUACCCUCAAGGAGCUGGUGCGGGUCAAGGCCUUCCUGCUGGCCGGGACCACCGUGACCAUCGUGGAGGAGAAGAUUCUCUCCUGGCCUGUGUUGCCAACCCCGGUCGAGAGUCCCUUGCCCGCCAAGAGUCCCUUGCCGGACAAGAAGGGGAAGGACGACAAGAAAGGGAAGGACGACAAGAAAGGGAAGGACGACAAGAAGGGGAAGGACGACAAGAAGGGGAAGGACGACAAGAAAGGGAAGGACGACAAGGGGAAAGGGAAAAAACAGAAGGCAGAGGAGGCGGCCAAGGUCGCGGAUAAAAAGGCGCCCAAGAAGAAGAAGGAGCCGCCCCGGGAACUGCGCCAGGACCCGCCCGUGCUGCGCGUGCUGGGUAGCGGCCUGGUCUACCUGGAGCCCUUGCUGGCAGGGGAGACGGCGGUGACCACCGUGUGUAAUUUCGGGGUGGUCCGCACCCUGGAGUCUGACAAGUUGACGAAUGCCAGGGAUUCAAAGAAGAUAAAGAAAGGUCCCAAAAAAGAAAAGUCAAAAACGGCAGUUCCAGCCUUCGAAAGCGUGUACCAGCCGGAGCCCCUGACCGUGGAGGUCCAGAUCCAGCUGCAACAGUACCGCUCGGGGGAGGAAGCAUUCCUCAGCCUGGUUGACUAGCUGGGGAGAGUAAAGAAAGGCUGCUCUGCGGCCGGAGCUUGGCUGUCUGUGUAGCGGCUGAUCUGGGGAAAGGGGCGUGGCGAGGAGCGCUGCAGCGGCUACCAAUGCACCGAGGCAACCGCGGACGGAGAGCAUGGUGGGGCGGGGCCUCGGGCUCCGCCCCCGCCGGGAACCCCGCCCUUCCACGUGGCCCCGCCCCCUGGCGUCCCGCCCAGAAGAGUCUCGCUAUUGCUCCAUUUGGAGCCCGCCCCCGCGUAUUGCUCCUCCCCCCGGAGCUCCGCCUUCGCCUGGCCCCGCCCCCGAAGCCCCGGGGCCCCGCCCCUGAAGCUCCGCCCAGCAGGGUUACCUAGCGCACACGGUGAGAAGCCGCGCAGGCUCUGCAGGUGCGCGGUCCCCACGGGAGCUUAGGUAGGUCUUGGGUGGGGGCGUGAGGUCACGCGGCCUGCGGCGCCCGGAUCCCGUUACCGGGAGGGACGGGGACCGCACCCUGCGGGCGCCUCUGCUGCCCGGCUUUCUGUCGCCCCUCGGUCUCGGGUCUGCUCCCGGCGGUUGCCCGGACGCACCGCGCUGCAGGCGGAAAGAAUGGAGCUGACCCGGGCCCUGAGGCUGCCGACAUCCCCAGGGCGAGGGCGCGCGGAACCCGGGGCGAGUGGUACGGUGGGAGGAUCCGGCCCCGCGGGACGGAGAUUCGGACAGGGAAGUGGGCUUUUCGGGGACUUUGGGUGGGUGUGGGGUGCUGCGGCGUGGGAGGGGGCUGCCAGGUCAAGGGAGAAACCAGAGCGCCCCUCGCGAGGUGAGCGGCGCGGACGGCAGCGGACUUGGCACAGCCGCGAUCCAUUUCGCACACCUGAGAUCCUGGAGCAGUUACGGCUCCCCGGGCCCCCACAUCUCCGCGAGGUCCAGCCCCGCUUUGCAGCCUAAGAGCUUUCUAGCAGCCUCGGUCCCCUCCCGCCCCCUGGUCUUUCACAUCCUGAAACCUAAGCCACAGCAAGAAUGACAUUAAAACCGUAGGCACAUAUUUAGUCCUGGGCUCCACCCGCAGGUGUUGCUCCUCCGCCUUGUGGGGCAUCCCCAGCUCUCUCUAAUGAGCAGUGCUCCAGCCCUCCCCACCCCCCAUACGCUCUCCUCAUCCUCAGAUUGUCUGCGUGGCUCCUGCUCCAGCCCGGAGCUUGGCUGCUCUCAGCCUGUCACUUUUUGCUCCCGGGCUUCAAGCACUUGCUCAAAUGUCCCAAGGUCUUGUAACCUUUCCUUCGUCACUUCGUUAGCAUUGUCUGGGCUAUCUCAUGCCUGUCAGGGUGUUCCUAGCUGCUUGGCUAACACUAGGGAUGUUAGGAGAGAUGCUCUGGACAUUUCCAGGGACAACGGGGGCGAGGCUGACCCAGAGAGACGGUUUUGAACAGAAGAAUGGGAAAGAUGCGGUGAUGUGUCUUCAGAGAUUUGGCUGCCACACCUGUGACUGGGGACCCCAUGUGUAGGUGUGGAGCUGGCUCUGGCUGUGGCUCCACGCUUCAGGGGAAGGAGGCAGACCUGUGUGGGGGCUGGGGGUGUGGCUCAGUUGCGGCAUGCCUGCCUCCCAGCACCACAUAACCUGCCUAUGGUCCCAACACUGUCGAGGUGGGGGCGGGACGGUCAGAUGUUUAACAUCUGUGGCUAAACACCAGGGUUGAGGUUAUUGGGGGCAUGGGAUCCUGCCUGGGGGUGGGUGGGGGAAUCAGAAAACUUAUUAGGCAGGGUGCAAGACAAGGCUGGGCCACACCUGGAGGGACAAAAGACAGUAAGGAUGGGAAGUAAGGGUGAGCUGUGUUACCGCAGGCUACUCCGGUGAAUACCAUUCAUCUUUGGGUCACUCUAAGACUUCGUGAACCGGAACUCUAGAGAAAAGGGAGGGUGGCAUGUAGCCCAAGCUGUAGUUCCUUGGGUGAGACCUGCCCCUUCCCCAACCUCCUCUCAAGCUGUCACUUUGUGCUGUGAACCACCAUGGCCUGUUGCCCUGUUAGGAAGUUCCCUCGCCCAAGAGGCCUGGGACUCUGGUGUGUCGGGCUGUAUCACCCAGAAACUCAAUACAGGACCUGCCAGGGGCCAGGCUCACUCUAGGCUUUGGUUCAACGGUUGUGAAUCUGGAAAGCUCAGAACGUUAGGUUUAAGGCUUAUAAUACAUGUGACACAAGACUGAAGCUAAUCUAUUUUCUCUAA